Molecule: messenger RNA, 4883 nt
Organism: Syngnathus typhle (broad-nosed pipefish)
Lineage: Eukaryota; Metazoa; Chordata; Actinopteri; Syngnathiformes; Syngnathidae
Exons: 5
Coding region: 867-3224 (785 amino acids)
Source: RefSeq, a predicted model, not a curated record
AGUAUGAAAUCGAUUAUCGAAAUUACUGCAAGAGUCAAACUUGUUUGUCAACAUUAUAGUUCCAUACAUCAACCCUCACAUUUUGAAACAUUCAACGGCCAUUGAAUACCUGCCGAGCUAGACUGCAAUUGACUGAUUUUAUGAAUCCAAACUCUACUUUUGAUAUUCAACCAGCAGCACAUCGUCAUUUUUCUGACUAGGUACGUGGCUCAAAACACGAUAAUUUAAUAAACUACUUACCCCAGGGACUUGAAAUUUAGAUUUUCCGAUUGUCGUAAAUGCAUCACGAGAGCAUGUACGCGUCACGAGGUGAACACAUUCAUUCCGGUGCGGCCGUGAAUGUCUGACCAAGUUGAAUUGCUUUGAUCAGAGUUCAUUCGCUUUGACCAAAGGCUGCCGACUGAGUCCCCCCCCCAACCCUCUUUUUUGCUGCUCCACUUUUUGUCUCUGACUUCUUUCACUCACUGUCUAUCUUGGAUUGACGACGCAUUGUGGUGGACGUUGACUCAGACAUUGACGAAUCAGACGUGGACUUUGAUCCCUGUGUUGAGGAUCAAACUUUUUUUUUUUUAUCCUUGUGGUGUGGAUCAGACCUUGACUUGAUCCCUGGUAUCUGGAUCAGACCUUGACUUGAUCCUUGCCUGGAUCGGACCUUGACUUGAUCCCUUGCGGUGCGGGAUCUGAUGAAAAAAAAAACCCUGCCUUGGGAUUGGCAUUGAAAUAUAACCCUGUUGUGGGCUGUGCAUUCAAAAUAUAACCUGUUGUGGGCUGUGCAUUGAAAUAUAGCUUCUUGGACCUGGGCCUAACUGUGAAAUAUUACUACCUCUUGUGCGAGAUCCAAUUGACAAAAGUGCAAGACACGAGCCAUGCCGCGCAAAAGCAAGAAGGCGCAAGCUGUCAAGAUAAGCUGGCAACAACGUAAAAAAAACACUGACUGUGGAAGUGCAGAUAAACCAACACCCGCUGAAGAAUUGCUGGCCAUUGAACCUGGAAACUCUACGGAGGUAAUGAUGUCUACAUCUCAUGAUCCUGUAACAUGUGUUUUGGCAUCCUACAGUCAAGAUCAUCCAAAGUAUGCUGAUUCCAGAAACAGUCAGUGUGCUGCAAACUCUGCUACAUUUCUAGCUUUCCUGCAGGAGACAGACAAUGUGACAAGUGCUCACCUGGACCUUGUUCUCGAUCGAGGCAAUGAGCUCUAUGUGGCUACUGUGGCUGUGCUGAAAGCAGAAGGACGAUACGAACAUCCUCAUUUGGCAACCGAUGAAAUUCCAUCCAUUGUGAAUGGCUUUCACAAACAACAUGUGUUAAUAAAGUAUCAGUCAAUGUAUGGUCUUUUCAAUUCCUCUAUUGCUGAUGUGGCAUUUAUGAUGCUCUGUGACGGACUUCAGUGCCUGGUGUCAGAGGUAAAUUAUGCUCUUUUGGUUAUGAAUUCAUUGUUUAUUGCUGUUUUCCGAAACCAACAAGGGAGAUAUGGCUAUUUUGAUCCACACGCCAGAGAACGUGAUGGUCUCCCUCCGCCCUCCGGUGCACCACAUGGUACAGCUGUCAUGAUGCUUUUUACAUGUUUGAACGAUCUGAUAGAUAAGCUCAUACAGGUGUUCACUCUGGCUGGUGCCGCUCCCACUACUCAAUAUGAAUUGAUGCCGGUAAGUUUUCAACCUAUUGACAAUGCAAGUGACCGUGAAAUGGCGACUGAUGCAGAAGCUUCUCCAAUGACAACACACAAUGAUGACGCUAUGUUAAGCCAGUCUGCUGCUGAGAUGACACACAACAGUAAGGUGGUAUGUACACAACAACAAAAAACACGAGAUGUGUUGAAAAUUGCGAGAUCCAAAAGGAGAACAUUUGCAAGACGAACUCAAGCCCACAACAUAAUUGACAAAGCUAUGGCGAGAGUCACAAAACAAGAAACAAGGCGAAUAAACGCAAACCUGAAAAAGAAGGAACGUUACAGCCAAACUCCAGAGAUUAGACAACGUAAAAAGUCUUACAUAGUGACUCGCUACCAGCAAGAUCCUAAUUUCCGUGUAAAACAAAAGUCGUUUGCAGUCGACCGCUAUUGCAAACAUGACACAAUUAAGAUGAAACAGCGUUCUUAUAGCAAACAGAAAUAUACUCAUGACGAUGAAUACCGAGCCAAAAAGUGCUAUUCUGUUAAACAGAAAUAUAGUCAUAAUGUUGAGUAUCGGACCAAAAAAUGUUCCUAUAUCAAUCAGCGAUAUGGUCAUGACGAUCAAUUUCGGAACAAACAACGUUCCUAUAUCAAUCAGAGAUAUGGUCAUGACGAACAAUUUCGGAACAAACAACGUUCCUAUAUCAAUCAGAGAUAUGGUCAUGACGACCAAUUUCGGAACAAACAACGUUCCUAUAUCAAUCAGAGAUAUGGUCAUGAGGACCAAUUUCGGAACAAACAACGUUCCUAUAUCAAGCAGAGAUAUAGUCAUGAUGAUCAGUUUCGGAACAAACAACGUUCCUAUAUCAAGCACAGAUAUGGUCAUGAUGAUGAAUUUAGGCGUAAACAACGUUCUUAUAUCAAAGACCGUUACGCACUUGAUCCUGCAUUCAGAUCCAAGCAGAAGGAGAACUCAAGUUUGCUUUGGAAAGCCAAACAUGAUUCAUCAAUGAAGGCAAAUGCUCAUCGCACUGCAAUGAAAGUACUACAAAAAUACAGAGUCAUUAACAGAUUAUGUAAAGAGAGAAACAAUUGCGCAAUCAUGAAAGCUGUUGCGCUAUUCAAAGUUCAGGUAAAAAAUGGACCGACUUUUGUUUGCACAGUUUGCCACAGAGCAUUAUUUCCCAAUCAAGUACGCCAGCUGACCAAAUAUAAGAAAAACAAGGACGUUGUUGCAAGUUGUCUCACACGAAGGUUUGUUCAUAUUUGUAAUCGUGAAUGUAACACAUGCUGCAAAGUACCGGAUGAGAGAAAAAUGGAGUGGAUAUGUCACACCUGCCAUGCACAUCUCAAAGAUGGUAAAAUGCCAGCACUUGCUGUAACUAACCAUCUCCAACUUGCAGACAUUCCCACUGAACUGUGUGAUCUGAAUAUUCUGGAAAGACAUCUCGUUUCAAAAUGCAUUUCAUUUGCCAAAAUCGUCCCUCUGCCAAAGGGUCAACAACGAGCCAUCCGUGGGAAUGUUGUGUGUGUACCAUCAGAAGUGGAAGAAACGGUCAAUGUCUUGCCCAGACUAAGAAUACAGAAACAUCACCAUUCGCGACGAUGCUGACCUUUGUGACCCGACGCUCACUGAUGAUGACAGCGGCUCUGAUGAAGACGAAAUGAACGAGAGUGACUACAAUGAGGAAGACCUCGAGGCAAUCCACGCAUUUGAGAGGGAUGCUCUCUGUGAAUUGAACAGUGACUCACAGAACGAUGCACGUGGUAAUGUGCAGCAACAACAGUGUGCUGAAAAUGUGGAAGAAGGUGAUGCACCAAAUGGUGGGGUUAUCCUGGAGUCAUGUCUCCAACCAAAUGAUGUGUCAGAGGAAAUUAUGAGUUUUACUCAAGGCAUUUACUGUGUGGCUCCUGCAGAAAGAAAUAACCCCGUAAGCUUUUUCAGGACUCCCAAACUUGAGGCCAUGGCAUUUCCAGUGCAAUUUCCAACUGGACAAAACACCCUCGAUGAAGAGAGACAAAUAAAAGUCACACCAAGCAAAUAUUUCAAAACACGUCUGUGUUGUGUGGAUGAACGUUUUGCCCGUGAUACAAACUACUUGUUCUUUGCUCAGUUUGUGACUGAAAUUUACCUGGCAACAUCAAGCAUGAGAAUCCAGCUACGCAAAGGUAAACCUUUUACCAGGGAUGGUCGGAGGAUAAACAAUGCUAUGCUGCAGGACAAACGUGAAGUUGAAAAACUGGUGCGCAGCAAGGAUGCAGUCCGUUUCAUGACGCCCCUGAGAGGCACGCCAGCCUAUUGGGAAAGAACCACCAAAGAUCUUUUUGCAAUGAUCCGACAGCUGGGUACACCCACAUUCUUUUGCACAUUUUCUGCUGCCGAAAUGCGUUGGGAAGAGGUUAUCACUGCCAUUAAAGCGCAACAAGGUGAGGUGGUGAAUUUUGCUGAACUUGACUGGGCCACGAAGUGUGAAAUUCUGCGCAGCAAUCCUGUGACGACAAUGCGCAUGUUUGACAAACGUGUGGAAGCUCUGUUCAGAGAUUUGAUCCUCUCUCCGGCACGACCGAUUGGUGAAGUCGUCGACUACUUUUACCGAUUGGAGUUUCAGCACAGAGGAAGUCCUCACAUUCAUUGCCUCAUAUGGGUUAAAGAUGCCCCUGUAUUUGAGGAAGCCUCAGAAGGAGCCAUCUGCGAUUUUGUGUCCCGCUACAUCUCGGCUCAGCUGCCGGACCCAGAAAAGGAACCCGAGUUGUAUAAAAAAGUCACAGAAGUUCAGAUGCACAGCAAAGGUCACACCAAAACGUGCGUCAAACACCAAGGUGCAAACUGCCGAUUUGGUUUUCCCAGACCACCGUGCGAAACCACAAUGAUCAUCACACCUGUAGCCUGUGAAAAUCAAGAUCAACACAAGGAGAAGCAGGUGGUGGCAAAUGACAAGCUUGUUCGUGUGCAGCGUUUGCUGAAUGAACCCGAAACCUCAUCCCUGACUUUGCCGCAGCUUUUGGCUAAAUGCGAGCUCACUGACGCCGAGUACGUGGAAUGUUUGUACAUGACCGCCUCAAAGAGUUCUGUUGUGCUCAAGCGAGAUCCAAAAGACUGCUGGGUGAACAACUACAACCGCCAUUUGCUUCUUGCCUGGGAUGCCAACUUGGACAUCCAGUACAUUCUGAAUGCCUUUUCGUGCAUCUCGUACAUCUGCAGCUACAUCAGCAAAGCUGAACACGGUCUGAGUCAAUACCUGAAGUCUGUUAUUGAAAACUCACGCAAUGA